CGCGGCACCUCCCGGGUAUUGAGUACUUCUCUACAUUCAUCUCAGGUUCACUUCUUGACUCAAUUCACAACCUUUUGGUCUUUCCAUCGGAUCUGUCCGUGAUUUCUCAACCAUAUCAUUCCUGGGGACACAGGCAAGAAGUUCAACUAAUUUGUCGCUAAACGUCCCGGUCCUCAAUCUCAGCCAGUCUACCACAGCAAAUCAGGAUUCACAAUCCAAAGACCAACACCAUUCCGAAGAACACAAAACUCAAUACCUCCAAGCCUAUUACAGUCAUCAGGAGCAUGGGUCCCAAACUUCUCAAGAAAGGGGAGAAGUUCCCUCUCGAUGAAAAUUGUCACCACUACACCAAACUCGGUGAAGUCCCCUGGGACAUCCAAAAAUACUGGCACCAACGGUUCUCAAUCUUCGAAUUCUACGCCUACGACAUCCACCUCACCGACUCUGCCUGGUUCGGCGUCACGCCCGAACCGGUAGCCACGCGCAUCGCACGGGACCUCUCCACUCACCCCAUCGCUGACGGAAAACGCGUGUUAAUCGACCUCUUCGGCGGCGCCGGAGGCAACGUGAUUGCCUUUGCUCUUUCCUCGGGGAGAUGGGAUCGCAUCAUUGCUAUCGAAAAGGACAGGUCGACGCUGGCCUGUGCCCAACAUAAUGCGGAAGUGUAUGAUGUGCUGGAUAAGAUUACGUGGGUGCAUGGUGAUUGCUUUGAGGUUAUGAAAAGGUUUUGGAAGACGAAGGGCACGAAGGGGAGGGGAAGGGAGGGUGGAGAGGUGGCCACGGGGCAGGAACAAGAGGAUGACAACGAGGAACUGGAUGGCCUCCUAGCGGGACUCAAGCUAGAAGAGUGUCUUGUCUUCGCCUCGCCGCCCUGGGGUGGCGUCUCGUACCGCGAUCAGGAGGUUUUCGAUCUUAGCAAGAUGGAGCCGUAUAACCUGGAGCAGCUGUACAAGGCAUGUACGAUGCCGGAAGAAGAAAAGGAGGAGCACCCAUCGACGCAGAAGCAAAAGCAUAUUCUGCCGCAGGCGCUGUUUUUGCCUAGGCAAAGCGAUUUGAACCAGAUUGCCGCUCUGGUACCGGAGGGUGCUCCAAAGAUUGACGUGAUUCAGUAUUGUCAAAAAGGAGCAAGCAAGGCGCUGGUGGCUUAUUUGCCGGGGAAUAUUGACGCCGACAAGGAGGAAAAGAAACAGUACGAGGAAAAUAGGGGGCAAAAGAAGAGAAAACAGGAUGACGAGCAGGAGCAAACAAUACCAGAGCUCCUCCCCGAGGCGCCAAAGGAGGCGUUGGAGGCCCAUGACGCUUACGACACCUCCUACGCCCAGGACAUCGAAAUCGACACCUCCAAAGCGGACAACGCCGAAAAAAGGAAGCGAAAACGAAGGAGACGCUCAUCGCACAACAACUAG
Molecule: messenger RNA, 1406 nt
Organism: Neurospora hispaniola
Lineage: Eukaryota; Fungi; Ascomycota; Sordariomycetes; Sordariales; Sordariaceae
Product: RNA cap guanine-N2 methyltransferase-domain-containing protein
Exons: 2
Coding region: 285-1406 (373 amino acids)
Biological process (GO): 7-methylguanosine cap hypermethylation; 7-methylguanosine RNA capping
Cellular component (GO): nucleus
Molecular function (GO): RNA cap trimethylguanosine synthase activity
Source: RefSeq, a predicted model, not a curated record